Messenger RNA from Tilletiopsis washingtonensis, 913 nucleotides. RefSeq lists its product as hypothetical. Lineage: Eukaryota; Fungi; Basidiomycota; Exobasidiomycetes; Entylomatales. Gene Ontology annotation, molecular function: structural constituent of ribosome. The transcript has a single exon. Gene Ontology annotation, cellular component: ribosome; cytosolic small ribosomal subunit. The record is from RefSeq and is a predicted model, not a curated record. Gene Ontology annotation, biological process: translation; endonucleolytic cleavage to generate mature 3'-end of SSU-rRNA from (SSU-rRNA, 5.8S rRNA, LSU-rRNA); endonucleolytic cleavage in ITS1 to separate SSU-rRNA from 5.8S rRNA and LSU-rRNA from tricistronic rRNA transcript (SSU-rRNA, 5.8S rRNA, LSU-rRNA). Bases 87 to 575 code for a protein of 162 amino acids.
CGUCACCCUUCACCUCACCCCACCCCCUCCUUCUACUCACCCGACACCAUGGAGAACGAGCGCGUGCGUAAGCGCUGCUGCAUGCGAUGCGCGACUGGUGGACAGGGAGGCAGCGAAGCGGGAAUGCGCGGGCGCAAUGGCGCUGCGCUGCACAUGGCACUGCUGCUGGGCUGCAGUGCUUAGGCGCUCGCCCUAGCCUCGCCUUGCCGCCGGAUGAAGGCUUCUCUCACUCGGUAUGCCCUCUCCUCCCUCUCUGCUCACACUUCCUCCUGCAGGGAGACCUUGUCGACCUGUACGUGCCGCGCAAGUGUGCCGCCACGGGGCGCCUCAUCGAGGCCAAGGACCACGCCUCGGUGCAGAUUGCCGUCGCCGACGUCGAUGCCGAGGGCAAGAUGAUCCCGGGCAGCAACACGACGUUCCCCCUCUCCGGCUACGUGCGCCGCGCCGGCGAGAGCGACGACAGCAUGAACCGCCUCGCCACCAAGGAGGGCCGUGAGUGUUUAGUUUUGGCUUUUGGCUUUGCUUGCGCGGAGGAGCGAGGAGGAGGCGGGCAAGGGGCGAAGAGCGGAGAGUAGAGAAGAAUAAGGGUGGGGGACGAAGGAGGGAGGAGAGGGAAACGGAGGCCCCAUCACGUGCAGAGGGGGACAGGAGAAGGCACACGGGGGCCAGCUGCUGGCCGAAUCGCUGGGUGAGAGAGAUGGGGCACGGCGCACCUGCACGCGCCACCUGUUUUUGUCAAGCCCAGCAUGCCGCGCGGCGGGUGCGAAGGGGGAGCGUGUGCAUUGGUCCCUUGGAACGUUCCAGCCCAGGGUAGCUGGCGCGGGGGGGGGGGCGCCUGGCAGGCGAGGGCGGCGCGGUCGAGGCACGCUUGUUGCGCGGUCGGGCAGGGCAGGGUAGGAUGGGUGAUGCCUAG